AUGUCUAUGCGAGAGGGCGAGACUCUCAAGAAUUAUUCGGAUAGGUACUGGGAAAUAUUUAAUGAAAUAGAAGGAAAGAACGAUGGUGUGGCCAUAACCACUUUCAAAGCUGGCCUCCCAGCCGAUCACGAUUUAAGGAAAUCCCUGACGAGUAAACCUGUUACUAGUGUGCACCAAUUGAUGGACAGGAUAGAUAAGUACAGAAGGGUAGAAGAGGAUCAACUUCAGGGAAAAGGGAAGGCCAAAGUGAUCCCUCAAGAGAGGAGGGAUUUCAGGUUGGACCGUUAUAAUAGCAGCCGACCCCGGAGGGAUUUUGUUGGGCAGUCGGGUUCGACGGACGCCCAGAUGGUUAAUGCAAUAUUUCGAGAGCCAGUGCAGCAGGUUUUGGAGAAGAUAAAGAACGAGCCAUUCUUCAAAUGGCUGAACAAGAUGGCGGGAGAGCCUAGGAAAUGCAACCCGAACUUAUAUUGCCACUAUCAUUAG
Messenger RNA from Quercus robur (English oak), 483 nucleotides. RefSeq lists its product as uncharacterized. Lineage: Eukaryota; Viridiplantae; Streptophyta; Magnoliopsida; Fagales; Fagaceae. The coding region runs from base 1 to 483 and encodes 160 amino acids. The record is from RefSeq and is a predicted model, not a curated record. The transcript has a single exon.